CUCCUACUCAACUCACUUCUUGCCUCUUCCCUCCCAUUGCAAUUUCCUUUAUCUCUUUACCUCCCUUGACCGUCGCGGAACAGACCUUACUUCCUUGUCUCUAUCUUAUUUUUUUAUUGUGUUGCGCACCCUCAUACUUUAUACCCCCAGCGCAUACUAUAUCAUGUCCUCCCAAGAACACCGUGAGGCCGAUGACGCCUACAUCCAGGCCGACGAGGCCGAGGAAAUCUUCCACCGCGAUGAAGAUCAGCCCAUGGAGUCCGAUGGCGAAGACGAGGACCAGCCCAUGACCUAUGAAGAACAAGAGAUCACAUUGGAGAACGACUCCGCCGCCCACUUCGACAGCCAUACCGACUCGGUCUUCUGCAUCGCGCAGCACCCCGUCCACAACCAGAUCGUCAUCACCGGCUCCGGUGACGACAAGGCCUACAUCUUCGACUCAACGCCAAAUGCCGCGCGCCCCCUCCUCCCUCAGAGCUACGAAUCCAACCCGCAACCGAAACAAGAGCGCGAGUCCCUGCAGCCGCUGGCGCAGCUGGUCGGCCACACCGAUACCGUGAAUGCUGUUGCUUUCACCGAGCCCAAGGGCGAGUACGUCGUGACGGCCGGCUUGGAUGGCAAAUUGCGCGCCUACCGGGACUCCACACCCCAACUCACGGGCGUCGCGUGGGAGCUGGUCGCUGAGACGCAGGAAGUCGAGGAGAUCAACUGGCUGGCCGUGUGCCCCAACGUGAACGGCGACGAGGAGAAGAAGAAUGUGGUUGCCAUCGGCGCCAACGACGGCAGCGCCUGGGUCUUCCGCAUCGACCACACCGACGCCGCCCAGCCCAUCUCCAUCAUCCAGACCUUCUUCCAGCACACUGCCUCCUGCACCGCAGGCGCCUGGACCCCCGACGGCAACCUGCUGGGCACCGUCUCCGAGGACGGUAGCUUCUACGUCUACGACGUCUUUGGCGUCGCCGCGGCCGCCGGGGUUGCCUCUGCCGCCGGCACCAGCACCGUCGUCGGCCUGACCCCCGAGGACCAGCGCUUCGCCGUCGACGGCGGCCUGUACUCCAUCGCCAUCUCCCCCGGUGGUGCCAUCGCCGCCGUCGGCGGUGCCGAGGGCCACAUCAAGGUCGUCGGUCUCCCCCGUCUGGCGGCUGCGGGCGGUGCCGCGGCCGGCAAGGCCAAGGGCAAGGCGGCGUCGCAGGCGCAGACCGGCGCCUCGGCGGCCGGCACGCUUCUCGCCUCUCUACAGGCGCAGUCCGACGGCGUCGAGACCCUAUCCUUCUCCUCCCCACCUUUGACCCUCCUCGCGGCCGGGUCGGUCGACGGCUCGAUCGCCCUCUUCGACGCCGCACACCGCUUCGCCGUCCGCCGGCACAUCCGGGAGGCCCACGAGGGCGCCGUCGUCAAGGUUGAGUUUCUGCAGAACCGCCCCGGCGUUGGCUCCGCGCCUCCCCGCCCCGGGGCUGCGGCCCCGCAGAGCCAGUCGUGGCUGCUCACGACUGUCGGCAUGGACGGCAUCGUGAGACGGUGGGACGCCCGUGGUGGUACCGCGGCCGCUGCGCACGGUCUCCUGAAGGAGUGGAAGGGUCACUUGGGCCUGAUCGAAAACUCCGAGGGCGAGCAGUCGGGCGGUAUCAUGGCGUUUGUGCAGAGCCUGGAUGGUAAGCGGGUGGUUACGGCGGGUGAUGAUGGCAUCUCCUUGGUUUUCGAGGAGUAGUUUUAUGUAUUUGGUUCCUUUUUGCUUUGCAUGAUAUGAUUAGACUGGAAAAGUCAUGUAUAGACAUGUGCAACGUGUUUGGAUCGGGGAUGGUUGGGGUUCUUCUAAUUUUAUAUGAAUGAUA
Messenger RNA from Aspergillus japonicus CBS 114.51, 1832 nucleotides. RefSeq names its product WD40 repeat domain-containing protein. The transcript has a single exon. NCBI's taxonomy places the organism in Eukaryota, Fungi, Ascomycota, Eurotiomycetes, Eurotiales, Aspergillaceae. The record is from RefSeq and is a predicted model, not a curated record. Gene Ontology annotation, molecular function: protein binding. The coding region runs from base 164 to 1708 and encodes 514 amino acids.